AGUGCUGGGAUUAGGUGUGUGCCACCAUGACCCCUUGCAAAUCCCCACCCCCCCCCAAAAAAGACUUAAGUUCCUUAAGUCUGUAAAAUAAGACCACCCAUCUCAGUUGCUGAACUGAAAUACUUAGCCUGGCCAUCUCAUUUACCGACCAAAUCUUUGUCUUAUCUCACUCACUGGCUGUGGUCAUCUGAGUAGAGGCGGAUAUGAGAGUGACUGAUUUCUACAAAGUGUAGUUCGUGCUUGCAGCAGUUGCUGUUACUUCAUAUUCAGGAAGAGUGGUUUGGCUUCUCAGUAUCUCCACUGAGCCACUGAGGUCCGUGGGCUCACUCCAGAGAAGUGGGGUCCAGGAAUGACCUUGGCUAGGACCUGAUGACCAAUGGAAGGGUACCAGGAAGAGGAGGCUGGCCCAACAUCAUCGCUUUAGGAUCAUGACUCUAGGCAAACUGUUUACCAAUGCAGAGAGGUGGCCUAUUUAUAGUCUCAGCUGCUUCUACAGCCUACCAGGACGGGGGCAGGGUGGCUCUCCAGAGCAAGGGUGCUAGCUGGAACAAGGAACAACUCUCUGCCUAGGUGGCACUGCCCAGACCACUGACCCCCGCCAUGGCAGGGGAGACCUUCCCUUUCACAUCCUCCACAAGGCGUGCUCUCCGCCUACAGAGAGAGUGGCUGGAAUGGCAGGACAGGAGGCGGGCUGCUGCUCAUCGGUGUCGAAGUCAGAGGGACCUCUCUAGUCCCCAGGCUCGGCUCACGAGGACCCACCGCUCCUGCCGAGACCCAGCUGUCCACAAUGCCCUGUUCUCUGGGGACCUACAGCAGGUUCAAAUCCUGUUCCAAGAUGAAGAGGCUGCCAACAUGAUUGUGGAGACUGUGAGCAACCAGCUGGCCUGGUCAGCAGAACAGGGAUUCUGGGUGCUGACUCCAAAGACCAAGCACACAGCACCUCUUACCAUCGCUGUGGCCAGAGGCUACAUAGACUGCGCCCGGCACCUUAUCCUUCAGGGGGCUGAUCUCGAUGCCCGGAUUGGAGGUCAUGCUGCCUUGCACGAGGCCUGUGCCCAAGCCCAACCUGACUGUGUUCGGCUGCUGCUUACAUUUGGUGCCAAGGCUAAUGUGCUGUCUGAGGACGGUAUGACCCCCUUGCACCUCUGCACAGCUCCUGAAUCCUUGCAGUGCGCCAAGUUGCUGCUAGAGGCUGGAGCAUCUGUGAACAUGGCUUCACAGGAAAGCGAAGUCACACCCCUGCAUGUGGCUGCAGCCCGUGGCCUGGAGCAACACGUGGCGCUCUACCUGGAGAAUGGUGCAGAUGUGGGCCUGCGCACCAGCCAGGGCGAGACUGCACUGAAUGCCGCGUGCGCUGGAGCAGAGGGGCCAGGCAGCUGCCGACAACACGAGGCAGCAGCACGACAGCUCUUGAAAGCUGGGGCUGAUCCCCGGGCUGCAGGUCGCAAGCGCCACACACCACUACACAACGCCUGUGCUAACGGCUGCGGAGGCCUGGCUGAGCUGCUGCUGUGCCACGGGGCCAGCGCUCGAGUCACCAAUGGGGCAGGCCACACACCCAUGGACUGCGCUUUGCAAGCGGUACAAGAUGCCCCCGACUGGGAGCCCGAGGUCCUCUUUGCAGCCCUGCUGGACUACGGGGCCCAGCCUAUUCACCCUGAGAUGCUGAAACACUGUGCCAACUUUCCUCGGGCCCUGGAAGUCCUGCUUAAUGCCUACCCAUGUGUUCCUGCCUGUGACACCUGGGUGGAGGCUGUGCUUCCAGAACUGUGGCAGGAACAUGAAGCCUUCUACAGCUCAGCCCUAAGCAUGGAAAACCAGCCAAGACGGCUGCAGCACCUGGCCCGCCUGGCUGUUCGUGCUCAGUUGGGUAGCAACUGUCGGCAGGCUGCCGCCCAACUCCCACUGCCCCCGCUGCUCAGAGACUACUUGCUGCUGCGUGUGGAGGGACAAAUCCAGUGAGCUCUGGGCAGGUCACUUCUACUUCCAUCUGCUCCUCCACCCAGCUCUGGAAAACCAACCACUGCCCCUUUCCUUUGCACUUUGCAUGGCCUCCAGGAUCAGCUUGUCCCUCCACUGACAUCUUAAGCCGCCUGCUGAUCUUCAGGCCUUCUUAGCCUGUCCCCAAAGAAACCUUUCACCCACUCACCACUCCCAUGUUUAAGUAGAUAGAUGGCCUCUUUAUCUACCCAAGCUACAAGCAAAUGA
Cricetulus griseus (Chinese hamster) is the source of this 2208-nucleotide messenger RNA. NCBI's taxonomy places the organism in Eukaryota, Metazoa, Chordata, Mammalia, Rodentia, Cricetidae. The record is from RefSeq and is a predicted model, not a curated record.